UGGCGAGCCAAGAGGGCAACCAUCCCUGCCUUGUGACACACGAAGGAGUGACAGGAACCAGAUGACCGGGAUCGACAGCGAGCAUCGUGCAUGUGUGCCCUGGCCAGCUGAGUUCGAGCCCUGUCCUGCCGGCCAAGCCCACCAUGGCUCCCUGCGUGAGCGGGCGACACUGCAUUACCAUGACAAGAUACUGCUGGUCUUCUUUUGCCCCGUCGUCGAUUUGCCCAGAGCCACAGGUUCAAGCAUGCAUGUCUUGGCUGCUGCUCCGAUCUCUACAGUUGUGGCUGCCCAUGGAGGGCAAUGUGAGACUCUCCCACAUGCAGAUGGAUGAUCGGCAACGUUGGAAGUGUUUGGUGUCCGAUCCGUCUGGGCACUCCAUCAAGCACUCCAUCGAUCAAGCCUUGUCAUCACCGCACUCGGAAUUACGACCAUGCUGGCGAAUUGUGCCGUUUCUCGUUUGGUGUUUACAUAUACCACAAGUUUGUAUGCCAUUUACUAGAGUGGCCAAGUGCUGUCAUCAGCACCCUCGUUCUCGGGAAGAUCAAAGAGCGCUCUGCCAUGCUUGCAUUCGCACCAUUCGUGAGGCUGUGUACAAUUAUAAGACCCAGAGAUGGAUGUCUCGGCACAUGGAACCAGGCCUUGUUUGUCGACAGUUCCCCACACCCACCCGCGCUCCACGGCAGUCCGGCAUGCCACUUUAUUCUUUCUCUUCAGAGCACGCGAGAUGGAUCGCCGUAAGCUCGGUCUUCCCGUCAAAAACUCAAUUGAUUCCGUUAGUUUGCGUCGUCACUGUGCCUUGGCGUGCAUGUGCGUGUGGACUGUGCGGCCUAUGUCUUCUUGACUGCUCUCCAUGGCCAGAUGAGUAAAAUGCAGAUAAUUAUGUUCCAGGGUGAUAGCUAUCAGUCAUCUCGAAUUAGAAUCCAACGCAUCAUGCCGCAGCAUGGCUUAGCUCAUCGUAGAACGAACUAGCUUCUAUGAUUGUAACUUGCUGCUCUUGAAUCAUUUUUGCCCGCUCAUUUUACAUCAUGAUCUGUAUUGUC
This is a messenger RNA of Microdochium trichocladiopsis, 1040 nucleotides long. RefSeq lists its product as uncharacterized. The record is from RefSeq and is a predicted model, not a curated record. Lineage: Eukaryota; Fungi; Ascomycota; Sordariomycetes; Xylariales; Microdochiaceae. Bases 144 to 866 code for a protein of 240 amino acids. The transcript has a single exon.